This is a messenger RNA of Mauremys reevesii (Reeves's turtle), 5473 nucleotides long. RefSeq names its product junction mediating and regulatory protein, p53 cofactor (gene JMY). Lineage: Eukaryota; Metazoa; Chordata; Testudines; Geoemydidae. Gene Ontology annotation, cellular component: cytoplasm; nucleus. Gene Ontology annotation, molecular function: transcription coactivator activity; Arp2/3 complex binding; actin binding. The transcript has 11 exons. Gene Ontology annotation, biological process: intrinsic apoptotic signaling pathway by p53 class mediator; positive regulation of apoptotic process; Arp2/3 complex-mediated actin nucleation. The record is from RefSeq and is a predicted model, not a curated record. Bases 269 to 3067 code for a protein of 932 amino acids.
UUUCUGCCCACGUGAUCGUGCGAAGUACCUGUACGGGGAGUUGUAUUGUCCGCGGCGGCGCCCGCCCGCCCGGUGCAGGACGAUACCGCGGCGGGAGGCGGGGCCGGCGCAGCUCGCGUCGCGCGCGCUGGGCGACGAGCGGCAGCGGGAGGCCGAGCUCGCGAGGGGCCGUUCCCCCCGGCGCAUCCUUCUCCCCCAAGAUGGCUGAAGGCGGGCAGUGAGCCGGCGGCGGAUGCGGAUGCCUAGCGCGGGCGCGUAGCGGGGCACCAUGUCCGCCUUCGCGCUGGAGGAGACGCUGGAGGCGGACUGGGUGGCGGUGAGGCCCCACGCCUUCCUCGAGCGAGAGAAGCACAAGUUCGCGUUCAUCGUGGCCUGGAACGAGAUCGAGGGCAAGUUCGCCGUCACCUGCCACAACCGGACGGCUCAGCGGCAGCGCAGCGGCUCGCGGGAGUUGCGCCGGGGCAGCCCCGGGGGGCCGGAGCACAGGGCCCCUGCCCAGGCUGACGCCCCCGCGGCCCGCCGGACCCCGGCCUGUGGGGCGGACUCCAGCCCGGCCAGGAGCUCCUCGUAUCCCCGCGCGGACUCGCUGCUCCGGAGCACCGAAAAGGGCGCCGCGGCCGGGGCAGAAGCGAUGCUAAAGAGCCCGCUGCGGACGAAGGCCAGUCCGGUCCGGAGGCCUCCGCGCAGCAGGGAGGCGGCGGCGCCGAGCCCAGCUGGUGCGGCCGAGGAGAUCGAGGUGCUGGAGCUGGUGAAGGAUGAGCCCGCGGGACCCGUGCAGCAAGGUGCCGAGCCGGCCGCAGACGCGGACUCCUCGGGGGAGGAGUGCAGCUGGGCCGGCCUCUUCUCCUUCCAGGACUUGCGGGCCGUGCAUCAGCAGCUGUGCUCGGUGAACUCGGAGCUAGAGCCCUGCCUGCCCGUCUUCCCCGAGGAGCCCUCGGGCAUGUGGACGGUGUUGUUCGGGGCCCCGCAGCUGUCCGAGCAGGAGAUGGACGCGCUGUGUUACCAGUUACAGGUUUACCUUGGCCAUAGCUUGGACACUUGCGGGUGGAAGAUCCUUUCCCAGGUGCUCUUCACCGAGACCGACGACCCCGAAGAGUACUACGAGAGCCUGAGUGAACUGCGGCAGAAGGGCUACGAAGAGGUGCUGCAGCGGGCUCGCAAACGCAUCCAGGAGCUGUUGGAAAAACAUAAGAAUACAGAAAGUAUGGUAGAGCUGCUUGAACUGUAUCAAAUGGAAGAUGAAGCCUACAGUAGUCUUGCAGAAGCCACCACAGAACUGUACCAAUACCUACUACAGCCAUUCCGAGAUAUGAGGGAACUUGCAAUGCUCAGAAGACAGCAGAUCAAGAUCUCCAUAGAGAAUGAUUACCUAGGCCCCAGGAGGAUUGAGAGCCUACAAAAAGAAGAUGCGGAUUGGCAGCGGAAAGCCCACAUGGCUGUCCUUUCUAUUCAGGAUCUUACUGUUAAGUACUUCGAAAUAACAGCCAAAGCACAGAAAGCUGUGUAUGAUCGAAUGCGAGCAGAUCAGAAAAGGUUUGGUAAGGCAGCAUGGGCAGCAGCAGUAGAACGUAUGGAAAAGUUGCAGUAUGCAGUUUCUAAGGAGACUCUGCAGCUGAUGAGAGCUAAAGAAAUCUGUUUGGAGCAGAAGAAACAUGCACUGAAAGAAGAGAUGCAGAGUUUGCAAGGUGGUACAGAAGCCAUAGCCCAUUUGGACCAGUUGGAAGCUGAUUAUUAUGAUCUACAGCUUCAGUUGUAUGAAGUGCAGUUUGAGAUUUUGAAGUAUGAAGAGCUGCUGCUGACAGCACAACUUGAAAGCAUCAAAAGACUAGUGUCAGAGAAGAGAGAUGAAGUGGUAUAUUACGAUACUUAUGAAAGUAUGGAAGCCAUGCUUGAAAAAGAAGAUAUGGCAACAUCUAUACACUUACAAAGAGAGGAGCUGCAGAAGUUGCAACAGAAAAUCCGCCAGCUGGAAGCAAGGCGUGGACGCAUUUCAGCCAAGAAAGCUUACCUCAGAAAUAAAAAGGAGAUCUGUAUCGCAAAGCAUAAUGAAAAGUUCCAGCAGCGCCAUCAGAGUGAAGAAAAAUACAGAAUGCAUCAUACUGUGCAGCUAAAGCAAGAUCAGCUGCAAGAUGAAGAGGAAAGAAAGAGCUCCUGGGUUAGUCAGGAGCGACAGAAAACACUGGACAGACUUCGCACGUUUAAACAGCGAUAUCCUGGGCAAGUAAUACUUAAAUCAACCAGACUGCGACUGGCUCAUACAAGAAGUAGUAGUACACUCAGCUCAGUGCCCUGUGUAGAUCAACCUCAAUCUCUACCAGUAACCACACAGAUCCAAAAGAAAACUGAGGAGGUGGAAUCAGGAAAAGUAAUCCAGCCUUUCCAAACCCAGGAGCCCAGAAGCUUAGAACAACUUGAAGAUAGUUCGUUACCUCCCAGUGGCAUUACCUCUGAACUUUCUCAUCAUACUACUCCUCCUCUUCUUCCCAGUAAUGAGCUUCAACCAGAUACUGUUACUGUAGUUCCACUUCCGCCUCCUUUGCCGCCGCCGCCGCCGCCGCCGCCGCCACCUCUGCCUAUCAAGGAAGACUCUACUGAAUCUUUAGAGAAAAGUGACAGCCCUGUUAAACAGGAGAGUGAGGAUACAGGAGUCCCACAGUCUACAACUGUCCCAUCAGCACAUCUUUUUGAUAGCAGUCAGUUAGUCAGUGCCAAGAAGAAACUUAAGAAGACAGAUCUAGAGGGUUUACAAAGGAGGAGAGUGAGUUCCCCAAUGGAUGAGGUGCUGGCUUCCUUGAAGCGUGGUAGUUUUCACCUAAGAAAAGUUGAGCAGAGAAAUCUCCCUCCUUUCCCUGAUGAAGAUGACAGCAAUAACAUCUUGGCACAGAUAAGAAAAGGGGUGAAACUGAAGAAGGUGCAGAAAGAUGUUCUGAGAGAGUCUUUUACAAUUCUGCCUGACACUGACCCUUUAACACGCAGCAUCCAUGAAGCACUGCGAAGAAUUAAGGAGGCAUCACCUGAAUCAGAAGAUGAAGAGGAGAGUUUGACUUGCACAGACUGGGAAAAUUAACCUGUGACUAGCAGCCACUGAAGAAAGGAAAAAAACAACAACAAAAAAAUACCCCACAGCUGGAGAUCAAUCUUCCUCUUCAUUUCAGAAAAUUCAAAGCCAGCAAUUUUGACCAUCAGCUGCAUGGUAGAAAAAGGCUUCCUUUGGCAAAUGAUUGAGUAUGUGAAAAAACGUGAAACAUUGAUUUUUUUCAGAUUAUUUUUUAUUCAUUCCACAAGUGCAAGGUUGGAUAAAAAGCUAAGUUGUUUAGAUAUGCAUUUUAUAUAACUGUAAUAAGAAAAGGGUCUUCAGGAUGUUUUCUCAAUUCUUUAAGCACUUUUUACAUUUGCGUUAGCAUAUAUGGCCAGUUAAGUGAGGGAACAUUUUAAGUGGGAAGAAUGCUGCAUUGAUAAAGCUACUGGGGGAUGCAGUUAAAACAUCAGGACAGCUAUGAAACCUACUUUUCAGUGCACUGAAAAUAUCAUCUGCUUGAAAAACAAAUUUAAUAGCUGUACCACAAUAGCUAAAAUUCAGAUAGAGAUGCAACUAAGAUAUCUUUAGUUAUUCUUCUCACUGCAAAGAAGGUAUGUUAGUAUGAAAAAUAAUAACAACAAAUGACUGUACAGUCUAAGUACCAUAACAGUGGAAUACAUGUAUUUAAGAAUGUAUGUGUUUACAAUAUGGUACACUUAACAUGGCAUAUUGCAGCAACUUUUUAGAAGGUCAUAUAUAAUCUUACACCCUACAUUUUAAAAGUAGAUUUUCCAUGCUCUUUUAAACAGUAAUAUUUAGGUGAGAUGAACUGAGUUAAUAGUUAUACCAUACAUACAAAUUUGUUAUAAGAAGCAAUAUUUUGUAAUUUGAUAAUACGUAACAUUAUUUUUCUGUUAGCUUGAACUGUUCUUGUUUGAUUACUGUAAGCAACCUUCUUUACUUUCUUAUUUAAGGAGAACGCAGGACUUAAACAUAUUAACAUCAGUUACGGAAGUUAUGCUUCUCUGUUAGUUGUUAAUAUUUCCUUUAGUAGCUACAAAAAAAUCAUCAUACCUAACAGCCUGUUUGGCUGAAAACUACACUUCCUUUUAAUGCUGGCUGUAUGUGGCUCUAAAGGAGGGGAGGGUACAGUUUUCAAUACAGUGAGAACUUAAAAAGAAAUAAUCCUAAACUGCAUGACUAAUAGCUGCGGGCAGCUAGUUUUAUAAUGCCAGAGUACUUAGAGGUACAUCUUAUACAGAGUUCUAAGUAAUCUUGUACUAUGUUAAAGGCUCCAUGUAAUGUUUGUUAGUUGAGAAACACUCAAGUUAUAUGAAAGUCUUGACCAGUGUUUUAUUUUUAUUAAAAUUUUACGUACUGUUUGAGAGACACGCCACCCCUUUCCUUUUACAAAAUUAUAUUUUUGUUCAGUAUUCAUUUUAUGAAGGACAAAUGACUGUACUCAUUUUCAUUUAGAAGCAGAUUCAUGAAUUGCUACUGUUGUGUAACGGAGUGCAUAUUCCUCUUUAACUUUUAUAACAGUUCUUCUUAAAAUAGUUGUGGGAGCAAGAAUACUUAUCUUGGCAAUAGGUUAUAAAACCAAAAUGAACCUCAGAUCUUGGAACCUUUAGGCUGUUCUACAAUUAUUGUCCUGAAUAAUAAAGAUCUGUCAUGUUUUGAAAGAUAAUUUGCCACUCUAUACUUGGCAUUGAUAGGCAUUUUUCUUGAUUUUUUUGGCCUUAUUUAUAAUGUCUAGUGAAACAUUUUCAUUUUUCAGAAAUGAUUCCAGUUUUGCUCCAGGUAUCAGGUUUGGGGCAGUAUCUUUCUUGGACAGAGCAUCAGUUCUAUGAUACAUCCAUCAUUAGCUUGUCAAGGACCUGACAACCUAAGUUUCUUUCUAUGGUUUUACAUAUAACCAUUUCAAAAUUUAUCAUGUGUAAUCAUUUAGCAUAGAUCAUAAAUGUAAGUAGUUUGUGUGCCGAUGGUUUUCAGACAUCCAUAUUCCAGAUUAAUUACACUAUAAACUGGGUCCAGUUUAUGAAUUUUUAGCUGUAGCACAAAACAGAAAUAUCUGCAAAUUAGGAUGAUAUAGUGUAUGUGAAACUGAGUGCUAGACCAACAGCAAUAGUGGGACAUCAAGUAUGUCCAGUUUUUCUUGCUGCAAGAAACAAAAGUGCAGAUUGGACAGUUUGCAUAAAACACUGGCAAAACUUUUGAGUUGGGGGGGUGAAUAGUGUAAUUUGAAAAACAGGCAUAAUGUCCCUUCCCCUUACACUAAAUUUAUUAUCCACAAAUUUAUCACUAUAUAGGGAGAUGUUUAAAUAGCUCUGUACUGUGUUGUACUACAGAGUUCUCAGAUGUAUCUACAUAUGAUUUGUCAACUUUGCCUUGAAAACUUGUUCAUGAUUAAAAAUAAACCUGUCCUUGAUAGACUUAUAUUUAGUUAAAAUAUUA